Messenger RNA from Candidula unifasciata, 206 nucleotides. Lineage: Eukaryota; Metazoa; Mollusca; Gastropoda; Stylommatophora; Geomitridae. The record is from the annotation of a GenBank genome assembly.
CUUCUGUCGGUGUAUGUCAGAAACGCAGAGGAUGAAAUAAUUCUCGUUCACUUGCAAGAUACAUAUCCUGAGGUUGACUUCGGGAUCCCGCCGGUUCACGGGAAGCACAUCGCAGUCCUAGUGCCGCCGCACCUCCUCCAUGUGUUCAAAUCUAUCGCUGUGGAACAGGGAAUACCACUGACUGUUCUGGCGAAUGAUGUGCAAAG